GUCCCAACCAUCUCCUGCUCCACCUCCCUACCGCUGAAGCGAUCGGAGCCGCGAGCUGCGGAGCAAGGGAGGAAGAGAUGGCGUCGGCGCCGUCUGCGUCGGGGGAGGAGAUAGUGCGCGCGUCGCACAUCCUGAUCAAGCACGAGGGGUCCCGGCGCAAGGCUUUCUGGAAAGGCCCCGAGGGCCAGGUCAUUUCCGCCACCACGCGCGCCGACGCGGCCGCGUGCCUCGGCGAGCUCCGGGCCCAGAUCCUCGCCGGUCGCGCCUCCUUUGCCGACCUCGUCGCGCAGCACUCGGACUGCUCCUCCGCCCGCUGCGACGUCGACCUAGCUGAUGUAGUCUUGCUCCAUGACUGUUGCGCCAAAUCAAUGCUUCCCUCUGUGUACAGAGGAAUGCAAUCUCAAGGAGCGAUGGAAGUGAAGGUUAUGUGUGUUUCUUUAAGAUUACUAAUAGAUGUUAUAUUAUCUUUGCUUCAGAUUUAGUAGUGUUCGAUCUGCUCCAUAGUGCAUUUGUGCAGCCUCAAAAUUUUAGUGUUAUUACUAGCAUAUUCUCUACUUUUUGGUAUUAAGAUUAAUCAAUGAUGUGCUAAGUUAAACUGAAAUGAUAUGUAUA
This is a messenger RNA of Hordeum vulgare subsp. vulgare (domesticated barley), 612 nucleotides long. Its product is annotated as peptidyl-prolyl cis-trans isomerase Pin1-like. The coding region runs from base 78 to 482 and encodes 134 amino acids. NCBI's taxonomy places the organism in Eukaryota, Viridiplantae, Streptophyta, Magnoliopsida, Poales, Poaceae. Gene Ontology annotation, molecular function: peptidyl-prolyl cis-trans isomerase activity. The record is from RefSeq and is a predicted model, not a curated record. The transcript is spliced from 2 exons. Gene Ontology annotation, cellular component: cytosol; nucleus.